This is a messenger RNA of Haplochromis burtoni (Burton's mouthbrooder), 2759 nucleotides long. RefSeq names its product zinc finger protein 391. Lineage: Eukaryota; Metazoa; Chordata; Actinopteri; Cichliformes; Cichlidae. Gene Ontology annotation, molecular function: RNA polymerase II cis-regulatory region sequence-specific DNA binding; DNA-binding transcription factor activity. The transcript is spliced from 2 exons. The record is from RefSeq and is a predicted model, not a curated record. The coding region runs from base 573 to 2057 and encodes 494 amino acids. Gene Ontology annotation, biological process: regulation of transcription by RNA polymerase II.
GUCAGGCCUGUAGAGAGCAAGAAGAAGAGGAGAGGGAGAGCUCUGCCAGAAUUUAUAUCUUAUAGUUUCUGUGCUUUGCUGUGCCAUACAGAACAGCAUCCUAUCACAACCCACACACAAUCCGUGGGGCGGUGUCUUCUAUUUGUUUGUGUCUGUUAGUAUCAGAGUGUACCAGUCUACUUUCAAUGCUCUAUUCUACAAUACCUAAACGUGUGAUUAAAAUUAUGAGGUAGUUUAAAAAUAAAUAAAUUCUACCACAUGUGAUGCUCCUCAGCCUCACCUGCUCAUCAUUGAAUGCGCAACCUUUUUCUCUCGGCUUUCUGAUCAGUUGAUCUGCUGACUCACAGGCGGUUUACUUCUGGCUAAAAAUGUCCCGCACAACCAGAAAGUAGCAAGGAGACGCCGGCGCACGCUCACAACUCUCCUCUGACUCCGACAGCCUCCGCUUCAGCAGGGGCGCUGUUCGCUUAUGCUCUCUCCGCACCGCGCUCCUCGACGCGGAACUCGCAGCGUGUUUACCUUUCCACUGGCUCUCUUUGUUCCGGAGGCUCCCGGUGGGGAGAAGCCGCAGAAUGUGCGCCGUGCAGCUGCUGCGGGUGUCGGUCCACGAGCGGAUCAGCGCCGCCGCCGAAGACUUCCUGCUGCGGCUGGAGAAGGGAGAAGAAGCAGCCGAGCUCCCGGCGCUGAGAGCGCUGCUGACCGAGCGGCUGACGGCGGCCGCGGAGGAGAUCGUCGCACUGCUGGAGGAGACCGUGGCGGAGUACCAGGACAGAGUGGAGCGCUCAGAGCGGGAGAUCUGCCGCCAGAGGAGGCUGCUCGAUGCCGUGCUCAAGCCCGAAGUCCGGCUGCAAGCGGCAGUGUUUCCUUCAGAUGUUCAGCAGCCGUUGGGGAGCAAAGAUGAAGUUUCCCGUGAACACCAGGAGAAGAGCUCCAGCCUGGACCCGGGGGAAGACCCAGUGCCCCCACAGAUUAAAGAGGAAGAGGAAGAAGCCUGGGCCAGUCAGACAGGAGAACAGCUUCAGGACCUGCAGGUAGCUGAAAUCACCACGUUCACAUUCAGCCCUGUGCACGUGAAGAGUGAAGAUGAUGAGGAGAAGCCUGAGUCCUCACAACUUCAUCACUGCUGGACUGAGGAGAGCAGAGGCUCGGAGGGAGGACCAGAAGCAGACAGGAACUCAGAUCCAGAUCCACUGUUACAGCCUGUUAGUGAAGACAACUCUCUGGACUCGACUGAAACUGAUGACAGUGACUGUGACUGGACACAAACAAAGGAAGCCCAGUCAGGUAGAGAUGUUAAAAAUCCUGACAGUGAUGUUGGCACUGUAGUCAAGGAGAGACCAUUUCCCUGCUCAUAUUGUGGGAAAAGAUUUAGCCUUAAGGGAAAUUUGAACAGACACAUAAGAGACCACACAGGAGAGAGACCAUUUCCCUGCACAGACUGUGAUAAGUCAUUUAAAGACAGUGGCUCCUUAACGGCACACAUGCGAUGUCACACUGGGGAGCAACCAUACAGCUGCUUGUUCUGUGGGAAAAAUUUCAGUGGGAGGGGAAACAUGACCAGACACAUGAGGAUCCACACAGGAGAGAAACCGUUCACCUGCUCAGUGUGCAAUAAAAGUUUUCAUGUUAAAGAACAUCUCAACAGACACAUGAAGUACCAUACAGGGGAGAAACCUUUCAGCUGCUCUGUCUGUGGGAAAGGCUGUGCUCAGAAAACAGACUUAAAGAAGCACAUGAGAGUUCACACAGGAGAGAAACCCUUCAGCUGUCCUUUCUGUGGAAAGUGCUGCGCAGAAAAAGGAGACCUAACCAAACACAUGAGAGUCCACACAGGAGAGAAACCAUUCAGCUGUAAUAUCUGUGGGAAAAGCUGUGCCCAAAAGGGGAGCCUGAAGAUCCACAUGAGGAUUCACACAGGAGAAAAACCAUUCAGCUGCUCUGUUUGUGAGAAACGUUUCACUGUUACGGGACAUCUAAAGAGACACAUGAAGCUGCACACAGCAGAGAGUCAUCCGCCUGGGUCUGCAGAGUCACAUUCAGGCAAAAGUAGAAAAUGAUGAGUCAGCAAACACAUUGUGACGCACAAUGGCCUUCUCAGACUGAUCAGCUGUUGCUGGAGAUGGAACUGAUAAAAUAUACAAUCAUUUACAAUGAAGAGGAUACAAUGAGCAAUGAAUGUUUUUUUGUUCUACAACCAAAUCAAAACAGGCUUAUAAAAAGUGGCGAGUUUUGAUAGGAGUGUAACAGUUUGUCUUUUUACCAGGAGCUGUGAAUGCAUCUCUUACAAAGCUUGAUGUCCUAUUUAUUAAAAAGUGCAGGUGGAAAUAUGUUUCACAUGAAUCUGACAGGUGUGAACAAAAAAGUACAUCCUCAUAUCCACUUUUUUCCAGAUGCAGUGUUCCUUUUAAUAAAGCGCCAGGAAGGACAUUUAUGUGGAUCAUAUAAAUGUAUUCACCGGCAAACUCUCACAUUCAGCUUUAAAUGUUCAAGAAAAAGGUCUGCAUGCACAAGUGUUACUGCAGGACUUGUAGUGUGUGCAACAAUCAGAUUUAUUAUUGUCGGGUCAAAGCGCCUUUGGUUGACUGUUGUUGUGAACUUGCGAUUAUUUAAUUAAAAUUAAACUCAACAAAUCUGCUGCUGUCCAAAUGAAUGUUGCGAUAUUGUUUGAAAUUGAGGCUUUGAUCAAUCUGGUUUAAUUUUUCUUUUUCUUUUUUAAUAUACCGUAUUUUCACGACCAUAAGACGCACUGUGCUAAAAGG